Molecule: messenger RNA, 1425 nt
Organism: Yamadazyma jaroonii
Lineage: Eukaryota; Fungi; Ascomycota; Pichiomycetes; Serinales; Debaryomycetaceae
Source: the annotation of a GenBank genome assembly
AUGAGAAUUUCGCACAAUCGUCAAGGGUCAAAGUUAACCAUGACAUUUAUCACUGAUGAAUUAAAUCAAUUGCAAAACGAAAUCAUAUCAAAAAAUCCUGUUGAUAUAAUUCAGUUUUGUGCAAAUUAUUUCAAUGCCAAAUUAGAAUUGCAAAGAUCUUAUUUGUGGCAACAGCAAUCAAAGGCUAAAUCCGCAGGUAUUAAUUUAUUCCCCAAUAUUGAAAAUGUUAAUAUGUCCAGUCCAAUAGUUAAUAAUAGACAACCAAGUUUCAAGAGUCCUUUCAAUGACAGUGACCCACAUCAUCCCGUUUCAAAAUUUGAUGAUAAUGAUCCAACUUCAAUCCCAUCCAUCCCUCCAUCAUUUUCCAAAUCUAAUGAAUCUCCAGGUAUGAGUUCUGGUCCUUUCAAACUGUCAGUUAAAGAAGGUAUCAUAUUCAAAGAUAGUACUAAUGACCCUAAAGAUAUGGAGGUUGAUCACGACCCAAUGGAUCCAAAUGCUAUCGGUCCAAUUUCCGAAGAAGGUGAUCCAAUGACUACCACCACUAAACCAAAACCUUUAACUAACAGCAAAAUUCCUAUUAAUUUCAAUGUAAACAGAAGAAUUUCCGUUUCUGCUGAAGCAUUAAAUCCAGAUAAUUUUAAGUCUGAUGAUUGGAAACCCCCAACUAAUGAUUUAACUCCUAGUCAAAGAAAUGAAUUAUUUAAGAGUUUAUCAUCAAAUUUCUUAUUCCAGAAAUUAGAUAUUAGUUCUCAAAAAACCGUUGUUUCAGCAUUAACUAAGAAAAGUUAUAAGAAAGGUGAUGAGAUAAUCAAACAGGGUGAAGAAGGUGAUUAUUUCUAUAUCAUUGAAAAUGGUUCAGUUGAGUUUUAUGUUGAUAAUAUUGAAAGAGGCAGUGCCAGUGAAGGUUCAUCAUUCGGUGAAUUAGCUUUGAUGCAUAAUUCUCCAAGAGCUGCAACAGUGUUAGCAGCUUCAGAAGUUGUGAAUUGUUGGGCAUUAGAUAGAUUAACUUUCAGAAGAAUCUUAUUAGAAGGUACUUUCAAUAAGAGAAUCAUGUAUGAAAAUUUCUUGAAAGAAGUCAAAAUCUUAAAGAACUUGAACAAUCAAGAAAUCAGUAAAUUGGCUGAUGCUUUGACCACCGAAAUCUAUCAUGCUAAUGACAAAAUUGUUGUAGAAGGUGAAAAGGGGGAAAAUUUCUAUUUCAUCGAAUCAGGUAAUUGUGAAGUUAUUAAGAAUGGUGAUGUCGUCAAUAAAUUAACUAAAGGUGAUUAUUUUGGUGAAAUCGCUUUAUUAAAUGACUUACCAAGACAAGCUACAGUAAUGGCUCAAGAUAACGUUAUUGUUGCAACUUUAGACAAGUCAGGAUUCCAAAGAUUAUUAGGUCCUGCUGUCGACAUCUUAAAAAGUAAUGAACCUGAACAUCAAUAG